AUGAACUUCCUAGAUCUCUUCCCUGAAGCUGUUGCAACUGACAUACCACCCUCCUCCAUCUUAGUUACAGAUCCAUAUUCCAAUCCUGUUUCAGAAGAAAAUAAAUUGAAAUCCAAAAAAUCUUUUGUCGAAGCCAUCUCUAAUGUCUGUGUCAUUCCUACCAGUCAGCUUCCCAUUCCCUGUGUCAAAGGAGAUAGAAUCUCGAUUAUGAUUCCUGAAGAUGAAUACCUUUUGGGGCUGGAAUCAUGUAAGCACAACCUACAUGGUAGAAUCCUCUGGCCUAAAGGUUCCACACCCUUCACAGUUCAACAACUCAAGACCAAGCUUCUGUCUUUGUGGAGUUCUCUCCAGAAAUGGGGAGUCACCUCCCUUGGCAAGGGAUUUUUCGAGUUCUCCUUCUCCAGUCUGGAAGAUGUUCGUCGCGUCAGAGCUUCCCCUGCUUGGAACCUUAACCCGGGUAUCCUCAAGCUUUUCCCCUGGACUAAAGAUUUUGUUCCAUCCAACAUGAAUCAGAGUUCUGCACAAGUCUGGGUCCGCAUUCAUGGCCUUGCCCAGGAAUAUUGGAGACCAAAAAUUCUGUUUACCAUUGCUAGUAGCAUAGGUACACCCAUUUGCAUUGAUUCAUCUUCUAACAAACCCCUUCUGGAUCGUCCUUUCGGUCACUUUGUCCGCGUUUUGGUUGAUAUUGAUCUUAUGAAGGAGCUCAGGGACAAAGUUCUUAUUGAGCGAACCGGUUUUGCAUUCUUCGUAGACUUAGAGUAUGAGAAGCUUCUGGAUUUUUGUGAUUAUUGCAAAUACCCGGGUCACACAGUUCACUCCCGCAGAAGAAAGAAAGCUGCUGAACAACAGUCCACAGUAAAAAAUGAUGCUCAACAAAACUUUGCCAAAGAUAACAAUCAGAACAAACACAAUUCUCAACCCCCCUUGAUGAAUAAAGGUAAGGAGCCUUUGAUCGAUAAGACCCCUCAGCUGGGAGCUGAAACUAGUGGAGUUCUCAAAGACAAGGUUGCCUUUCGAGACCCUAAUCUCUCGACGCCCGUGGAGAUCAGCAAACAUGUCGGACCUUCUUCUGGAGGGGUGCUGAACAAUAAUGCGAUUUUAAUUCCAACUGCAGAGAUAGAUGAUCCUAUUUUAGUUGAUUUAAAUGCGCAGGCAAAGAUUCUUAAGGCUGCUGCAGUUCUCAACCAGCUGGAGAUUUCAAGUUCAGACUCUGAGUUCGUGGUGGAAACUCAGUUGGCUGCCACAAAUAACCUGAUCGAUAAUAAUCAUAAUACUGCUAACAAUUUUCUCAAUGAUUCUUGGGAUAAUUUGGCUUCUAAGGCUCAUAUUUAG
Vicia villosa (hairy vetch) is the source of this 1332-nucleotide messenger RNA. RefSeq lists its product as uncharacterized. Lineage: Eukaryota; Viridiplantae; Streptophyta; Magnoliopsida; Fabales; Fabaceae. Bases 1 to 1332 code for a protein of 443 amino acids. The transcript has a single exon. The record is from RefSeq and is a predicted model, not a curated record.